UCAACCCAAUCGCAUCACUUCAGUAAUCAUAUCACCGGUGAUAUACAAACAGCAUCCAAGGUUACACCGAGUGGUCACUGAUAGAAAAGUCGCCGGCAGGGGGGAAGAAGAGAAUAGAGAGGAAGGUAAAUGGGAACGGAGGGGGCGCGGAGAGGGCUUCCUUCGCUAAUAAUCUCUUCUUCCUCUUCGCGAGGGCAAGACGAUGGCAAGGAGAGAAUAGCCUCCGGCAUUACCGAGCUUGUAGGUUGGACACCACUGCUAGAACUGAAACAGAUCAUGAGAAAAGAUGGAAUAGAUGUCCGGUUGGUUGGAAAGAUUGAAUCAUACCAACCCCUUUGCUCCAUCAAGGAUCGUAGUGCUCUCAGAAUGAUAGAAGAUGCAGAGGAGAAGGGCCUGAUUACACCUGGCAUUACAACAUUAGUGGAACCUACUAGUGGAAAUCUUGGGAUUGGUUUAGCAUACAUAGCUGUCCAAAAAGGUUACAAGUUUAUUGCAGUUAUGCCAGCUCAUUUCUCACUUGAGAGACGGAUUUUGUUGAGAUAUUUGGGUGGCGAAGUGUCACUGACUGGUGAGAAAGAAAAUAACAACUUGAAGUUGAAUGACAUCCGUCUUCUUCCCGACAUUUGCAGUGGUUGUGAUCCUAAACUUGGGUUUCAGGGGGCGAGUGACAGGGUAGAGCAGCUGAAGGAGAACAUUCCCAAUGUCUAUGUUCUUGACCAGUUAACUAAUGCAGCUAAUCCAGAAGCACACUACACAGGCACUGGUCCAGAGAUAUGGACGGACACAGCAGGCAAAGUGGACGUUUUUGUAUGUGGUUCUGGUUCAGGAGGCACUCUAACUGGUGUUGGGAGGUAUCUUAAGAUGAAAAAACCAUCUGUCAAGAUCAUUUGCGUUGAACCUGCUGAAAAUGCUGUUAUCUCAGGUGGCAAUCCCGGAUCACACAAUAUCCAGGGAAUAGGUCCAGGUUUUAUUCCACAAAACUUGGACACUGCGUACAUUGAUGAGGUCAUUGCUGUACCCACAGCAGAAGCAAUGACUCAUGCUAGAAGGCUGGCAAGAGAAGAAGGCUUGCUUGUUGGCAUAUCUUCUGGAGCCAAUUUAGCAGCUUGCUUAAAGGUUGCAAGUAGAGAAGAAAACAGAGGGAAGAUGAUUGUGACAAUGUUUGCUAGUGGUGGUGAAAGAUACAUGAGCACGGAACUCUUUGACAGUGUCAGGGAAGAAUGUAUCAAUAUGACCUUUUGACCGGCAUUUUCCGCGGACCUUGCAUCGGAUCACCAUGUUCUACCCCAACACCAUGUGUAUGCGGUGUGUUUUGUUUUAGCUUAGAAGUGUGAUAAGAGCGUCACUUUUAUUCUUCUUGUGGGAACUCCUCUUUCAUUCUGGUUGAGUGUCGAAUAAACUUCACGUUUUGCGUGAUUUAGAUUUCGUGCGCAGCUUUA
Elaeis guineensis (African oil palm) is the source of this 1439-nucleotide messenger RNA. Its product is annotated as cysteine synthase. Gene Ontology annotation, molecular function: cysteine synthase activity. The record is from RefSeq and is a predicted model, not a curated record. Lineage: Eukaryota; Viridiplantae; Streptophyta; Magnoliopsida; Arecales; Arecaceae.